Molecule: messenger RNA, 600 nt
Organism: Aspergillus fijiensis CBS 313.89
Lineage: Eukaryota; Fungi; Ascomycota; Eurotiomycetes; Eurotiales; Aspergillaceae
Exons: 2
Coding region: 95-262 (55 amino acids)
Source: RefSeq, a predicted model, not a curated record
GUUUAUUCCAUCCUCACUCCAGCCCCGCAUCAUUACGUCUUGUUCGCUACCAUUAGUUCGGCCAUUUUCCGCACGCAUAAACUCCUGAAUCGAUAUGGAUCUACUCCAGCUUGCUUGCAUUUGUGUUCUCGACCUCUGCGCCCUAUACCACCGCUACACCGACGGACACUGGUCGAGACCGGCACUCUCCUGUGUGGCGUUCACGCAUGUCGGUCUAUUGAUCCAUGUCUUGCUGGAGACGCUGAAACAACAUAUGAGGUGAUGACUUCACCAAUUCACCAUCAAAAGCCAUCUCACUGUGAGGGCCGGGCUCGAGAUCUGGGAGUACUUGGCCGGGGUCAUCCAGGCCAAGUCCGACGCCAAUUCCUCCACUUUGACCUAUGGGGCGGAUGUAGGUCGGUCGAAGGUACUGGGGUAUGCGUCCAAGGCGACCUGUCAACCACGGCGAAAGGUGCGUGACGAUGCUGCAUGACUGUGGCACCGCUGUUGGAUGCUGUGAGUUUUGACAUGUAGGCACAUGGCACGUUCAUCUGCGCGGGAGUGCGGAAGCAAGUGUUUAUCCUCUGCAUUCGGUGAAUUGUUGUGUUUGAUAGACUGUGG